This is a messenger RNA of Myxocyprinus asiaticus (Chinese sucker), 1698 nucleotides long. RefSeq names its product protein YAE1 homolog. The record is from RefSeq and is a predicted model, not a curated record. NCBI's taxonomy places the organism in Eukaryota, Metazoa, Chordata, Actinopteri, Cypriniformes, Catostomidae. The transcript has 3 exons. Bases 140 to 793 code for a protein of 217 amino acids.
CACGUGACCAUGUGGAUGUUAAUAUGGGUUAUGGAUCCUGUCAAAAGCCGAAACAAGCAGCUUUUACUCAUCGGUCACCUCUUACGCGUAGUUUACAUGCAGUGGAAAUAAUUGUAAGGACUCGUGGAUUGGAAACAUCAUGUCGUGGGUAAAAUCAGUGGUAUCCAGCGAGGAUGUCUUCGACGAGGAUGUGGAUGAUAUUAGUCUGCAAAGCAAAGAAUGGAAAUACAACAUGGAAAAACGCGCAAAGGAUGGUUUCAGAGAUGGAAGUGAUGCAGGGAAAGAAGCCUCACUGCAGGUUGGUUUCAACAUGGGUUACAGAGAAGGAGCCACAAGAAUGAGAGUCAUCGGUCAACUCAAAGGGAUCAUGAGUGCUAUGUGGUGCUGGUGUAAGGCUCAGCUGCCUGGAAGCCCAACUUUAGCAUCUGUUACAGAUCUUCUCCAGAGAGUGGAAACACAUGAAGACAGACUGGUGGAGGCCAUGAGAAAAGCCCAGGAAAGGCCUCCACCCAGUGUGACUGAGAUGGUGGAUAACAUGGAGGGCCUAAAUGUCGAGCAAAGAGACUGGGGUGGAGAAUCUGGCUGCUGCAACAAGAACGGGGACUGUUGUGGGAGACAUGGAGUGAAUGAGUGCUGUAGUAACAUAAAAGACAUGAGUGAAGACUCAUCAAGGUGUUCUUUCUCUACAGAAGAGAGUUAUGAACAGCUGCUGAAGAGCUGCUUGGACUUAGUAACAGAAUUGGGGCUGCCUGAAGUGCUAAAACUUCACAUUCAGCAGCUCACAGACACAUGAAGUGGAUCCAGGCCUGUCUGUGGUGAUCAUUGCAGCAGAAUAUGGGCGUCUGAUUAACAUCCUGUGUGGGCAGGAAGCAGGCUACAAGCAAAUUCUUGGAAAGAAAACAGACUGUUCAUUAGUUGACCUAAAUAGAUAGCAUACUUGAGGUGCAGUUUGUUUUUAUUUAAUUGCUGUGACAUUUUACAUUCUUUUGCUCAUCCGUACAAUAUGAAGAAUGCCAGAGCUACAGCAGUUGUUGAAUCCAAAUGCACUGUGAGAAGAGUUCCAGUUCAAUUAUAUUUGAACUGAUGUAUAAAAAUACUCAAAUACUUAGUUUCUCAAAAUAUAUUUUUGAUUGAUUUGCCAUGUACUGUGUAAUUUUGUGAUGGUACAUUAACAUGUCAUAUGUUCCUACCACUGUACAUAAAAAGUUGCUGAUAAUUAAAGCUAUUUACCCAAAAGCUUACUUCAAGCUAUUUAUCUUAAGUAAUUAUUAGCUAUUUAGUAAACACUACGUAUCGAAAGUUAAUAAGUCAUGCCGUUUUAAAAGUUAAUUUGGUUUGGAGAAUAAUUCAGAUACACACUAAUACUUAAACAGAGUUAUUUUUAAUGUCUAGUCAAUAGUAUUUGUAUAUCGCUUUUCACAAUACACUAUUGUUUAAAAGCAGCUUUACAAAAAAAAAAAAAAAAAAAAAAAAGAUUGUGCCUUAAUAACCCCAGUGUCCAAGCCAAAAGUGACCAUGGCAAGGAAAAAAAAAUCUACAUGUUUAGGUAGUGCAGUGAAGAAAAACCAUGGGAACAACCAGCCUCAACUGGGGGAGCCUAUGCUCUUCUGGUUAUUUGCGUAAUGUGCUUUCAUUGUUGUGAUGAAGUUAGCUCAGCAAAUUUCACCAAAUUGAUGAAUAAACACUUAUUUUUCUGCA